Molecule: messenger RNA, 3234 nt
Organism: Haliotis rubra (blacklip abalone)
Lineage: Eukaryota; Metazoa; Mollusca; Gastropoda; Lepetellida; Haliotidae
Product: replication factor C subunit 1-like
Biological process (GO): DNA repair; DNA replication
Cellular component (GO): DNA replication factor C complex; nucleus
Molecular function (GO): DNA binding; ATP binding; DNA clamp unloader activity
Source: RefSeq, a predicted model, not a curated record
AUGAAGAUAUCAGUGUUGUUUGAUGUCCCAAGAUAUAUCACAGCAAGCACGACUGAAGAGGAGGCUGAUGCCGAGGAUGUUGUACACAAGAAGGGAAAACCGAGAUCCAAGAAAACACAAAGAAUAGAAUCAGAUUCGGAUGAGGAGCCAAUUCCAAAGAAAAACAAAAAGAAGAAGGAAGCUGUUGUAUUCAUUGAUGAUUCUGAUGAGGAAACUGAUAGACCCAAGAAGAGAUCAUCAUUAGAUGGCUUUGUGACAGUAACACCACCCAAACCUAAGCAAUCUAGUGCUAAAACUCCUGAGGCAAAGACACCAAUCUCUGCCUCGGAUUUCUUCGGAAGUAGUUCUGUGCAGAGGAGUGAUCGCAAAAUAGCAGCAGCAAAGAGGAAACAGUCGACUGAGAGAAGAAAUUCCAGUGAUGUAGAGAUGCAUGAUGACGAUGACUUUUCGAAGACUCUGUCCCAGCUUGAUGACGAAGUGCUACCCAAGAAAGUGAAGAAAGAGUCGCCCGAUAAAGUAAAUGGAGAAGGAGACAAGAGUCUGUCAAGGAAGCUGUCAAGUCGUAUGAAGACCUUGGUGGAAGACACUCCAGAAAAACCCAGCAAGAAAUCUACUGUCAUUGUGCCUGACACACCUAAAAGUGGGAAGACUUCUCCACUCAAGAAGCCGUCACCCAAGAAGUCACCAGUCAGAAGCAACAUGGUCUUCACACCAAAGAAAUCCCCAGUGAAAACAGAAAGCAAGAAAACAUCUCCCUCGUCACCUAGUCCUUCAAAGACUUCUCCCAAGUCUACCACCAGUCCCAAGGAAGGAACUCCCAAGCUGGUGAACCGAGCAAGCUACCGGGCGUACCUCCACCGAGAAGGUCCAUCAGCCCUCGGCUCCAAGGAAAUCCCAGAGGGAGCUGAUAACUGUCUGGAGGGCCUGACAUUUGUCAUUACCGGGGUACUGGAGUCACUGGAACGGGAGGACGCCAAGAGUCUUGUAGAGAAGUAUGGCGGCAAGGUCACUGGUUCUAUAAGCAAGAAAACCAGCUACAUUGUAGUUGGGAGGGAUGCUGGAGAGAGCAAACUAAAUAAGGCGAAUCAGUUCAAGACACAUCAGCUUGACGAGGAUGGUCUCCUGGAUCUGGUUCGAAAGAUGCCUGGAAAAAAGUCCAAGUACCUGGUGAAAGCAGAAGAAGAUGCCAAGAAGGAAAAACUAGAAAAACAAAAACUGGAGAAGAGAAAAUCAGAAGAAAACAACAAUGUUCCACAUAAAAAAGAAAAACAUUCUGAGGAAUUAAGCAAAAAAUCUUCAAAACCAUCACCAUCCAAAUCUGACCAAUCAGGAGAGUCGUUACUGUGGGUGGACAAAUACAAACCAACCAGUAUCAGGCAGGUCAUUGGUCAACAAGGAGAGAGCAAUGCCAAGAAGCUUCUCGGUUGGCUGCGGCAGUGGCAUCAUAACAGAGCCAGUGGAACCAAGCCGCAAGGUAAAUUCUUUGGGAAAGAUGAUGGGUCUGGUUUCAGGGCAGCUCUUCUCUCUGGGCCCCCGGGUGUUGGGAAGACCACAACGGCAACACUUGUAUGUCAGGAACUUGGGUUCUCCUAUAUUGAGCUGAAUGCAUCAGACACACGGUCAAAAAGAAGCUUGAAGGAAUUUGUGGCAGAGGCACUGAACAACACAACACUGGUGGACUUCAUGGGUCCGUCCAGGGCUGACACAGGAGGCCACAAGCACUGCAUCAUCAUGGACGAGGUGGAUGGCAUGGCUGGUAACCAGGACCGGGGUGGCAUCCAGGCUUCGGCUUCCUCGAAGCAGCUCCGGCUGCUCGGCAAAGCGCCUAACUCCACCUUUGCCCUCGCCGCGGAAAUCCCCUGCGGCAGCGUGCAGGACCUCGAGGAGGUCUACGGAACGCUGAUGCAGCAGUCCUUGUUGUACCGUAAGUGCCGUGCGCCAGGCAGACUUACAUGUACAUGUCACUGUAGCAAUGGUAACGGAAGUGAAGGUCUGCAUGAUGUUCGUCAGUCUCACUGUGGUAUUGGUUCACAGGGAGCCAUGAUGUCCAUGAUCUACAAAGAGGGGUUGAAGAUCGCUCCACCUGUUCUUAACGAGAUCAUCUUGGGAGCCAAUCAGGAUGUCCGACAGGUGAUCCAUAACCUGUGUAUGUGGACGGCCACAGACAAGACACUCACCUAUGAACAGGCCAAGAAAGACGCCAAGAAUGCAGAGAAGGACUACAAGCUGAGUCCAUUUGAUGUGUGUCGGAAGGUGUUUGUUGGAGGAGAGGAGACGGCCAAGAUGACGAUCCACGACAAGUCUGACUUGUUCUUCAAUGACUACUCCUUCACACCACUGUUUGUGCAGGAGAACUACACAAGUGUCAUUCCAUAUUCUGCAAGAGGCAACACAUCGCGGCACCUGUCGGCAUUGGCUCGUGCAGCAGACAGUAUCUGUGAUGGAGAUCUAGCCGACAGGAAGAUCAGAUCUUCUCAAAACUGGAACCUGCUCCCAGCACAGGCCAUCUUCUCCAGUGUGAUCCCCGGGGAAGUGAUGCGGGGCAGCUUACCCCAUAUGGUGCAGUUCCCCCAGUGGCUGGGCAAGAACUCCAGCCGGAACAAGACCGAUCGCAUCAUGCAGGAGCUCCGCACUCACAUGAGACUCCAAACCUCGGGCGACAUGAAGGGUCUAAACAUGGAUUACCUGCCUGUGAUCCGACACGUGAUGACCCACCCUCUGGUGCAGCAUGGCGGAGAUGGGGUCAGGGAGGUCAUCGACUUCAUGGAUAACUACGACAUCAUCAAGGAAGACUUUGACAACAUACUGGAAAUAACGAAGUGGCCAAACAGUUCCGAUCCCCUCAGUAAACUGGAUACCAAGACAAAGGCAGCUUUCACUAGGACCUACAACAAGGAGUCUCAUGUGACGCCUUAUGCCACGGGGGUCAUGUCUAAAAAGAGGCGUGGUCGAGCCCCUAUUGCGGAAGAGGAUGACCUCAUGGAUGGUGAGGACAGGGCAGCGAUGGCAGUCAGCUCCGAUGAGGACAAUGACGACUUGGAGGCUGACACCAUGAUCAAGAAGGGGACGUCCAGCAAGACGGCAGGGAAGAAGGGAGGUGAUGCUGCAGGGAAGAAGGGAGGUGAUGCUGCAGGGAAGGGGAAGGCUGGGGGGAAGGGGAAGGCUGGCGCUGGGGGGAAGGGGAAGGCUGGCGUUGGAGGGAAGGGGAAAGGCAAGGGGAAGGGCAAGAGCUGA